Messenger RNA from Tribolium castaneum (red flour beetle), 935 nucleotides. RefSeq lists its product as uncharacterized. The record is from RefSeq and is a predicted model, not a curated record. Bases 456 to 791 code for a protein of 111 amino acids. NCBI's taxonomy places the organism in Eukaryota, Metazoa, Arthropoda, Insecta, Coleoptera, Tenebrionidae. The transcript has 4 exons.
UGCGUUCCCAUAAAUAUUUAUGCCAAUUUUGAGAGCAAACUAGUCUAACUUCAAAGCUGCAUUUUGUGAAUUGUGGAAGCAAAUGUGAUUAAAAUGCAACCAAACAGUUGAUAUAAAUCUAGCAUCAAAGCAGAAGUAGCUACAUUUUCCGCCGAGAUGUCUGGUUAUAACUUCCAUUAAUUUUAAAUUCUCUUCCGAUUGCCCCGAAUAUCAAGAUUAUGUGGAAUAAGCAACCGGUUGAAAAUGUUCGGAUUUUGCUGCGCUUACGAGGAUAUUUGUAAUUUAUUUGGCAAUAAAUUUAUAAUGUUGCCGUUUUCAGCAAAAUCGUGUAUAUGGACAAAUGUAAAAAUGGAUAACAUUCCUGAAAUUUUAAACUUACCACAAGCGUUUAAAACGCUUUAUAUGUUUUUGUUGCUCAUGAAUGGUUCGAGAAAACGUGCGAAAAGAAUAAAUAAAUGAAGAUUAAAGAGGAGCGCCGCAGAACGGGAAGAUAUGUAGCGACUGUGAUAGCAAUUUUUGUUUCUUUAUUCGGUUUGUACCAGGCGAUGGCUCGAGGGACGCCCGAAUAUGCAGCAUUUUUUUUACCGGCACUGAUUAUGUUCUUCUACGUGCUUUGGAUUCUAUACGCUUCCAGGUCUCGCGGCAAACUUUUUACCGAUGAAACCACCGAAGCACUGGAAGACAUUAAAACUGUUUCUGAGAAUCCUUCUGGGGACAGCAGUCUUACAAAUCCCAAACCAUCCACGUCCCAGAAGCCACAAAUUUUUUCUAGGUCCUAUUCCGUAGCGUAAUUGAUACAAUAUUUAUUGUUUUAUACGAUGAACGCAUUUUGUAUAUUUGUUACAAUAUUUACAUUAAUAGGAUAAUAUAUUGUAAUUAGGUAUUAUGUUGUUUGGGAUGUUGCAAAACAUUGCAUUAAAAUUUUGAUAAUUUAA